Messenger RNA from Pelagomonas calceolata, 1922 nucleotides. The record is from the annotation of a GenBank genome assembly. Lineage: Eukaryota; Pelagophyceae; Pelagomonadales; Pelagomonadaceae.
CUCAUUUUGCGGGGGCAAAAAGCAGGGCCAUUUGAGCGCGCUAGACGUCAAGGAGGCGUUUAAAAAGAAGCGCUGCUUCUCACUGUGACCAGCGAUCCUCAGCUACACGCCCGCGCAUCGCUGCAACCAGGGCGCUGAAUCGCCGCGAGCAGAGCGCCCCACCAGCGACCCAGCCAACACGAAAGACAAUGCCCCCGCGCAAGAAGCCCGCGGCCCGCAAAAAGCGUAAAGCGCCCGAGCCGGAGCCCGAGGCCGAGCCCGAGGCGGUCGAAGACAACGAAGGCGCCGUCCUCGACACGAGCGAGGCCGACCUCAAGGCGCGCUUCGCCUCGACCAAGACCGCGACGGAGUACGCGCAGUUCCACGGCUGGGUCGAGCGCUGUUUGGAGGCGGCGCGCGCGGAUUUGAGCGGGGCACUUUUUCCCGUGUUUGCGCACUGCUACUGUUCCCUUGUGGACGAAGGGAACACCGACGAGGCAUCGAGAUUCUUGGAACGGUGGGCUCCCUCUCAUGACGACCGCUACGCGUCCUACGUCGAGAGUCUGAGGAGGGCCUCGUCGAAAGCAUCUUCCAAGCGCGACCCCUUCCGCAAGCGCUUGGCGAAAUCAAAAUUCAAAGUAUGUCUCGGCAAGGCGGCUAGAGACUUACUCGGCGACUUCCUCAUCCGCUCCGAGCUUACCGCUGUGUUGCGGAUCCUCAACAACUUCGUAGAGGUGGAAGAAGAAGGUCUGAAGGGCGUCGCGCGGUUAGUCGACGAGGACGUUGUACUCACAGAGGUGGCGCUGGGCGUGCCGACGCGGUCGGAGCUGGAAACGCCGAGUGGGUUGAAUGUUCCGGACUUCUCGACGCCCUACGGCGCUUCGCUAUUGAGAGACGCCUGCCGCCGGCCGCUGCAGCAGGCAACUGAAAGUGGCUUAGUUUCUCGAGGAAGGGGCCCUUUGGACGCCCUGAAGCCGACGGUGCUUGGUUUGUGUAUUGUCGGCGGCGACGCGCAACGAGUAUCUUGCGUCCAAGGUUCCGACGAUACGACAAGGUGCAUCGCGGGGUUUGCCGACUCUACAGUUAGAAUCUGGCGGCCCGACGCUGUGGAGGAUGACGACAAGAACCGAAGACCGUCGAAACCCUUGGCGGCGCACGUCGGCGGCGUGUCGAGCGUGAGCUGGGCCGGCGGUUCGCGCUACGCUUUAUCCUCGGGCAACGACGGCGCCGUGGUGCUGUGGGACGCCGACGCGCCGAACGACGAAGGCGAGGGCGCGCCGUUACAGCGCUACGCGGCGCACGCGGACGCGUGCUGGUCCGUCCAUUCGCCUUCAUCAUCAGAUUCCUUGGGCGGCGGUCGUAUUUUUGCGACGGGCGGCGCGGACCGGACCUGUCGCCUCUUCUCGACGGACCGGACGCGGCCUUUACGAAUCUUCGCGGGGCAUUGGUCGGAUGUCACCUCGGUCAAAAUCCACCCGAACGCCCACUCGAUCUUAUCGUGCUCGCGGGACGCGACUUGUAGACUGUGGGACGUGCGGGUCGACGGCGGCGGGCCGCUCUGCGCGCGCGUGCUGGACGCGGCGUCGUCCGAAUUAGUGAGAUGCGACAUUUCUACGGAUGGCGCGUCCGCCUGCGCCGUCUCCACGAAUGGCAUGCUGCACGUCUGGGACCUCGCGUCCGGGAAGACGACGGCGUCAAUCGAGGCGCACGCGGGCUGCGCCUACGCGUGCGCGUUUUCCGCGUGCGGCGCGGCUAUCGCCACGUGCGGCCGCGACGGCUCCCUGAAAGUGUGGGACGUCGCGUUAUUGCAAGCGAAGGGGCCCGCGCCGGCGCCGGCCUUCUCGUCCUCAACUUCUGAUAGGCCCGUGCUCGACGUGCGCUGGACGCCGGGCAACCUGCUGCUCGCGGGCGGGGCGUUGCUGGAGUAAGUCUAGUUCCCUAUU